This is a messenger RNA of Daucus carota subsp. sativus, 3116 nucleotides long. RefSeq lists its product as uncharacterized. NCBI's taxonomy places the organism in Eukaryota, Viridiplantae, Streptophyta, Magnoliopsida, Apiales, Apiaceae. The record is from RefSeq and is a predicted model, not a curated record. The transcript has a single exon. The coding region runs from base 1637 to 2902 and encodes 421 amino acids.
UCUAACUCGUUAUAUGGGGCUGUUUUAUCUAUAUUUUAUUUUAAAAGUUCAGAUUUAAUCUUAUAUUUUAGUAGAUCCGCUAUUAAUAUUCGCCGAACUAGAGUUCGCCUUUCCACGGAUAAUAUUCGCGGAAUGAAACUUUUACGGUCCACGGAUAUAUAUUAACAACGGAUUCAUUAAACACUUAGAUUGAAUCUGAAUCCUUAAAAUAUAGAUCCAACGGCUCCACUGUGUUAGAUAAGCCCUCCCUAACAUACGGAGACCCUGUUUAACUUUUCAAUGAUCAAAUUCACUAAAUUUUGACUAAAAUUUAUACAUAUAAUAUAAUAUUGAAAAAUAAAAAAAAUGAUGUCAUUAUAAAGUACAUACAAUAUACUAUAAAAUAUAAUUUUUAGUUUUUUAAAAUAAUAAAAAUUUUGUUCUUUAUACUUAGUCAAAAUUUUGUCAGUUUGACUGUUGAAAGUCAAAACAAGACACUUGAAAUGGGAUGGAGGGAGUAGUUUAUUUGAGGAAUAAUAUUUUAAAUUUUUAUAAAAUAUAAUUUUAUAAAUUAUUUAAAUAUUAAUUUUUUGAAUAAAAUUUAAUAUUUAAAUAUUUUUAUUACAAGAAAUUUUUUUAAAUAAAUUAUGCAGCUAUAUUUGAUAUAUAUCCUAAAAUUUAUGUUAGUGAAAAAAUUAUAAGAAAAUAAGAGGUAGAGGAUCGUAUUUAUGAUGAACCAACAAUUGACCAGCUGGCCUUUAUGGAAUAUAAAGACAACGUUGAAUAACUCUCGCAGCCCCCCUUAUAUUCACGUGCCGGUUUGCCAGUUUAUUUGUUUUAAGCUCUCUUCUGGAAAUUGGUGAUUAAUCACUAUUAAUCACCGAUUAAUCACUUGACAUUAAAAAAUUAAAAAAAUUACCGAUUAAUUUAUGUUAUCGAACUGAUUAAAUAUUUGAUUAUAUAAUUAAUUAUCCGAUUAGUCUCCGAUCAAUCUAAUUAAUCUGUGUUCCAUGACUUUACGGAUUAAGUCCGAUUCCCUUUUUUUCCAACCGUGGUUCCGAGCAAUUAUGGGUUCAUUUUUAUUUUCUUUUGCUAAUUAUACAUGGGUUCAUCUUAUACAGGAACUCUACUAUUUACAGGCUUGAGGCUUGUAUGUAAACUGAUAAGUCUUGUAUUAUACUGUCGCUGUAGCUGUAUUAUCAGAGAGUUUGAAUUUUUAACACAUGCAUCUACAUCUUGCAGUUUUUCUACCGUAAAGAGCAUUAUUAGUCAUGUACUCCUUCCGGCCCAUUAAAUAAUAUACAAAUGGGUAGGACAUAUAUUAAGAAAAAAUAUAAUUUAGUGAAAGAAUGUAAGAAAAGUGGGUGAAGUGAAUCAAGUAAUAAGACAAUUUGAGAAUAUAUACCAUUAGAUCUCACGUCCAGAAAAAGAAAAUGUACAAAAAUGAAUGGAGCAAAGGAAGUAUUAACAUUAAGUAAAAUAUAUACAUGGAUAGAUAGAUAGCUCGAGUCUCUUAAGCCGCAUAAGCAACUUUCUCAUUCUUAGAACAAAAUGUACUCUGAAACAGUUGAGCUCAGUAUCAGAAUGUUUGAUCAGAUCAUCUCAUUUGCCCGAAAAGGCAAAACACCCAUUUCAUUUAGGGCCCUUUGAUCUUGCCAUGCUCUCAGUUUACUACAUCCAAAAGGGUCUUUUGUUUAAGAAACCCACGGUAACAAAUGAUCGAGAAAAUUCAGUUGAGGUCCUUGUGCAGAAGCUCAAAAAAUCUCUCUCUGUUACUCUUGCGCAUUUUUAUCCACUUGCAGGUCGCCUUGUGACAAAAAAGGAAGAAUCACCGCAGUCUUAUGUGGUGUUUAUAGAUUGUGUUAAUAGCCCCGGUGCUAGAUUUGUCCAGGCCAAAGCGGACUUGACGAUUUCUAAUAUUCUGUCACCAACUUAUGUGCCUUCAGUCGUUGAAUCUUUUUUUGAUCAUAACAGGGCAAUUAAUCAUGAUGGUCACAAGGUAUCUUUGUUAUCUGUUCAAGUGACCGAGCUAAAAGAUGGCGUUUUCAUUGGAUGCUCGCUUAACCACUCUGUUGUUGAUGGCACCUCUUACUGGCAUUUUUUCAACACUUUAUCAGAAGUUUUUAUGAAAGAUAUUGGUGACGAGGGUUCAGCAAUCACGCGGCCACCUAUUCAUGAACGCUGGUUUCCUGAUGGAUAUGGUCCUGUUAUUAGCCUCCCUUUUACUCAUACCGAUCAAUUCAUAAGCAGGCACCAUGCUCCGGAGCUUAAACAGAGGAUUUUUCAUUUUCAAGCCGCAGCCUUGGCAAGACUCAAAGCAAAGGCAAACGCUAUAUGCAUAAAUAAAAGCACUAAAAUAUCAAGUUUACAGGCCUUGGCUGCCUUAAUGUGGAGAUGUAUGACUCGUGUUCGAGGCUUGCCACAUGACCAGAUCACAGGUUGCAAACUGGCUAUGAAUAACAGAGCAAGGUUACAUCCUCCAUUGUCACAGAAUUACUUUGGAAACUGUAUUCAGGUGCUGAGAGCUACGACUUCAGCAGGAAACCUGCUAACAAACGAUUUCGAGUGGGCUGCUUUGCUAGUGCACAAAACUGUGGCUGAACAAGAUGACAAGACAUUAAAAAAGUUCAUAGCAGAUGGGCUGCAGAGUCCUUCAGUAUACCAACCCGGGCAAUUUUUUGAUCCGUGUAGCAUUAUGAUUGGAGGCUCACCACGGUUUGACAUGUUUGGAAAUGAAUUCGGACUUGGAAAAGCUGUGGCAAUUCGGAGCGGAUGUGCUGAUAAGUUUGAUGGAAAAGUUUCAUUGUAUCCAGGGCCUGAAGGAGGAGGAAGCAUGGAUCUUGAUAUUUGCUUGCCUCCGCAUUUCAUGACGGCUUUGGAAUGUGAUGAAGAGUUCUUGGAAGGUCUUAAUCUUUAUGGCUAAUUAUACUGGUUUCAAUUUGUACUUUUUCUAAUAAUAGUUCUCGGUUGAGCCAGGAUCGAACCUAUAUCUUGGUAGGAGAACCUGUAGCGUAUUUCUUUACGGUAUUGUGUCAGUUUUUUUACUGAAUUUUAUUAUUACUGCCUUGAUAAAGUAGACAACUCAGAGUCUCAUCUUGUAAUUUGAUUUUCUCAAUUUAUUCCUUCAUUUAUAUUCC